UUAUGACAAUCAAAUUUGAUAUUUAGAAGAACUUUUGAGAACACAAAUAAAAAACCUUUGUUACUAAUAGAGAGAUAUGAGAUGAAAUUAGUCUUAAAUCUAAAAGCCCCUUCCACUAAAGGCUAGUAAUUUUGGCUUUAUAUCGAACCCCAACCCUUUGUGUGAUAUUUUUUUGCCCCCUAUUGUACUUGUUCUCUGUGUGACGUUUGGUUACGAAGCCGGAAUCUCUACACCCUGCACAUUGUUCAUCUCCUCCGUCGACCUCCCUAUUGCCUCCGCCCUUCUCCGCCCAUUCUGUUCCCGUUUUUCUGAUCUCAUCGGUGGCCAUUAUUGUGUGUUGUUGACUGGAUGAAAUUGGCAAAUUUGCUUCUAGUGGUUCAACAAUCUUGAAUUUGAUACAUGAAAAUGUCACCAUUAUCUGAACUCCUUAUCGCUGGAGCUUUGUAGAAAUAUACAACAUUCUCUUUUAAUGUUAAUACAAAGUUCUCUUAGUUCAGUUGAAGCUGGUCUAUGUAAUGAAUAUAAUGAUGGGGAAAAUUUUCAAUGUGACGGGAUACCUGGUGGUGAAACAUGGCAGGUUUGUCUGAAAUGCAACAAGUACUCUAUUGACUGGAGUAAAAAAGCUAAUCCAAUGGAAGAGGAUAGAAGGAAUGCUGAUGAUCCUUACAACUCAAACUGUGUAAGAAGCUCUGGUCAACCAUCAACUGCAAGUAUAAUGACUGAAAAGACUGCACCAAAUAUUGUAUACAGGAGAAAAAAGCUACGCAAGGGAUCAACUGCCCCUCUUUUCAAGCUUGGGCCAACUGAUGUGACAAUUGCCAAUAUCCCUUCAGUCAUAAGUUCCUCUUUGCAUUUAUCAUCAGGCGAGGAUCAAACAACUGAUUUUGUAGUUAGGCAUCAAAUUGAAUUGGUCAAAGAACCUACUCUGCCUUCUGUCUUACUUGCAGAAGCAGCCAAAGAUAUCACACAGAAAAAAUUAGGUAUUGGCAGUGUAAAUGAUAGUUGUUCCUCUUCAAAGUCAAAUAUGGCACUUGUGUCAGGUUCCUUAGAUACUGAGAUGGAUAACUCUGGCGAAUGCUCUUCCUCCGGUGUAAUAGGAAUGGAUGCUGCAAGUGAAGAUUUAACAGAAAAAGAGUUCUGCGUUAAUAUUUUAAGAAGCCACGGACUUCUUAGAGGAGAUACUCUUAGAGAUAAUGUGGUUUCCGUUGAAGAUGCUGUUACCAUUGGUAAUAACUACUGUUCCAGGUCAUGCAAAAUAUGUGGUCAUUUGGACAGUUCAGUGAAAAUGCUUUUAUGUGAUCAUUGUGAAGAUUCAUAUCAUCCAUAUUGCUACAAUUCACGUUUGAAAAAAAUACCAAUUGAUGAGUGGUUUUGUCAUCCGUGUCUUAAUAAAAGGCAGAAAAUUCUUAAGGAGACAAUUAUCAAAUCACCAGGCAUCAAUAGUGAAAUGAGGAAAUGUAGAACUGUCUCCAUUAAGGGUGAAAUGAAUCCCAUACUGUUGAUGUUGAGAGACACUGAGCGAUAUACAAGUGGUGUGCGAGUCGGUAAAGGUUUUCAAGCUGCAGUACCUGACUGGUCAAGCCCUGUAAAAAGUGAUGAAGACGACUUUCCAGAACCAUUGGAAAUUAAUCCUUCAGAGUUUUAUAGAACGCAGGAAGAAAAAAUGAGAAAUCCAAUUAGAGUCACCAUUGGCAAUUGGCUUCAAUGCCAGGAAGUUAUAGAUAAAACUAGCGAAACAAUAUGUGGAAAAUGGCGCAGGGCUCCACUAUUUGAAGUUCAAACCAAUGGCUGGGAGUGCUUCUGUGCUAUUCAUUGGGAUCCAUAUCACGCUGAUUGUUCUGUACCUCAGGAGGUGGAGACAGAUGAAAUUCAAAAGCAACUGAAGUAUAUAGAAAUGCUGAGACCGCGACUUGCUGCUAAAAAGAGAAAAUUAGAUUGCACAAAUAAAGGUGAUUGAAGAAUCCUUAGUGGUGAGAAAUCUGGAUUUUGUUGUAUAUUGAAAAAUCAUGUCAUACAAACCCAAAUUGUAUGUGUUCCAUGUCACCGAGUGGCAUUUUGUAUUAACAGUGUGACAAGAUAUGGGACAAUAUUUUUUCA
Molecule: messenger RNA, 2097 nt
Organism: Lathyrus oleraceus (garden pea)
Lineage: Eukaryota; Viridiplantae; Streptophyta; Magnoliopsida; Fabales; Fabaceae
Exons: 7
Coding region: 470-1957 (495 amino acids)
Biological process (GO): regulation of heterochromatin formation; chromatin remodeling; positive regulation of DNA replication
Cellular component (GO): CHRAC; nuclear chromosome
Molecular function (GO): DNA binding; zinc ion binding
Source: RefSeq, a predicted model, not a curated record